Ylistrum balloti is the source of this 1284-nucleotide messenger RNA. RefSeq names its product rhodopsin, G0-coupled-like. NCBI's taxonomy places the organism in Eukaryota, Metazoa, Mollusca, Bivalvia, Pectinida, Pectinidae. Gene Ontology annotation, molecular function: G protein-coupled receptor activity. The record is from RefSeq and is a predicted model, not a curated record. The transcript is spliced from 6 exons. The coding region runs from base 1 to 1284 and encodes 427 amino acids. Gene Ontology annotation, cellular component: membrane. Gene Ontology annotation, biological process: G protein-coupled receptor signaling pathway.
AUGCACAUCAUCUUACAGAGAUUUGAGAAGACUGCUAAACGCCUUGUACGUUACGCUAACCAUUCCAAAAGCAGAUUCGACCCUACGGAGAAAAUGAAUGCAUCUAAUGGAAGCAGGGAAGAGUACAUCCUCGAUAUACAGCCAGUCGGAUUUCAACUCAUAGGCAUCUUCAUUUCUAUCUGUUGUGUAUUGGGUGUAGCUGGUAACCUUCUCAUUAUCAUCGUUUUCGCGAAAAAAAGGUCCGUCAGACGUCCAAUCAACUUCUUUGUAUUAAAUCUGGCAGUGAGUGACCUCAUUGUUUCCCUGCUUGGUUAUCCCAUGACCGCCGUUUCAGCGUUCUCCAACAGGUGGAUAUUCAAAACAAUAGGCUGCAAGAUAUAUGCAUUUAUUUGUUUCAACUCGGCCGUGAGCAGCAUCAUGACCCACGCAGCGCUCGCCUUGUGCCGGUAUAUCAUUAUCUGCCAGUAUGGUUACCGUAAAAAAAUAACGGAAAUGACAGUAUUACAGAUGCUUUUCUCAAUCUGGCUGUUUGCCUUGUUUUGGACUUUGUCUCCACUCUUGGGCUGGUCAUCCUACGUCGUGGAAGUUGUACCCGUGUCCUGUAGUGUCAACUGGUAUGGUCGAGAUAUUAGUGACUUCACUUACAAUGUAGCCUUGAUCCUGGCAGUAUACCUGUUUCCCCUGAGCGUUAUUGUAUUUUCCUAUGGAAUGAUACUGAGGGCGAAGUUAUGUAGCGAUUCCAGAAAAAACGGAAGUCGCACUCGUCAAGGAUACACACCCCGUUACAUACAAGACCUUGAAGGACGCGUGACGUUUAUCAGCUUCCUGAUGAUGACGGCAUUCAUGGUUGCUUGGACUCCAUACGCAGUCAUGUCAACAAUGGUUAUUUCUAGUUUCAACUUUGAUAGCUCCGUUGCGGCACUACCUACCUUACUCGCCAAAGCCUCCUGUGCUUAUAAUCCGUUCAUUUACGCUUUCACCAACUCAGUCUUUCGAGAUACCGUGGUAGAGAUCAUGGCACCAUGGACAACACGCAGAGUGGGCGUGUCGACGUUACCAUGGCCUCGUGUGACGUAUUAUCCACGUCGUGCAGAUACUGUUGACAUCGAAUAUCCAGACGAGAAUUUAUUCCUAGCUAAUUCCUGUGUUACGGAAUAUACACAAGAACGUUUUAGGAGGAAACGAAUUAGUCUUAGAAACUCGAUUCGAGGCGCGAGAAUUGAACCUCGUGAUCCUACGAUUCUUUCACCAAGGACAGUUAGCAUCGAUUUCUCUGUUAUAUAA